Messenger RNA from Melanotaenia boesemani (Boeseman's rainbowfish), 1641 nucleotides. It is a transcript of the gene mettl21e, whose product is annotated as methyltransferase like 21e. Gene Ontology annotation, molecular function: protein-lysine N-methyltransferase activity. Gene Ontology annotation, biological process: peptidyl-lysine methylation. The record is from RefSeq and is a predicted model, not a curated record. Gene Ontology annotation, cellular component: cytoplasm; cytosol. The transcript is spliced from 5 exons. The coding region runs from base 284 to 1060 and encodes 258 amino acids. NCBI's taxonomy places the organism in Eukaryota, Metazoa, Chordata, Actinopteri, Atheriniformes, Melanotaeniidae.
UUUAAUGCCUCAGACGGGGACUCAAGCAUGUCGAGAGAGAGCUAGAAAUAUAACCAGAAGUUGAGGGAUUGUUGGACAAGGAAUUGGGGUCUGUGUGUGGGUGUGUAUCCGUCUGUAACUUAAAACCGUAGAGGAUGACUGUUAGCAGUCUGCCAGAUCAGGAUCAGGAUCCAUAGUGACCCAGAUCCGCUGGGCUUCAGCAAACCAAGUACUGCAGUUCUUUAAUAUACGCAGGAUUUCCUGUUUAGGGCGUUCUUGCCCUCCUGUUAAGGGUGCUUUAGAAAUGGACACUCAGCAGUCUAAUAAGGCAACAGAUGACUCCAAAACCAAACAAGAAGAUGUUGAAGCAAAUGCUGCUGUGGAUGCAGAACUGGCCCAUGCCAUAAUGUCUCGGCAUUUCCAGCCAUCUAUCAUUGGCCCUGUGACCUGGGAGGGUUACAUCUUUUCUGAUUUGGAGAUACGAAUAAAAGAAUCCACAGACCUAUAUGGAGCUGUACUCUGGCCAUCGGCUAUGGUGUUGUGUCAUUUCCUAGAGACAAACCAAGACAAAUACAACCUGGCAGACAAAAAUGUGAUUGAACUGGGAGCUGGGACAGGACUUGUUACCAUUGUGUCCAGUCUGUUAGGUGCUAAGGUGACUUCCACUGACCUCCCAGAUGUGUUGGGAAACCUCCGGUACAAUGUAUUGUGCAACACUAAAGGCCGAUGCAAAUAUAUCCCUCUGGUUACUGAGCUUACAUGGGGUCAGGAUGUGGAUCAGCGUUUCCCUCGUGCCACUCACUGUUUUGACUACAUACUAGCAGCAGAUGUGGUCUAUGCCCACCCUUACCUGAAUGAGCUGAUGGAUACCUUUGACUACUUGUGCCAGGAAAACACUAAGAUACUUUGGGCAAUGCGUUUCCGACUGGAUCCAGAGAACAGCUUUGUAGAUAGCUUCCAGCAACAUUUCCACCUGGAGGAACUGUAUGACCUUCCCAGCCUGAACAUUAAACUGUACCAGGCCUGGAGGAAAGAUGAGAGGACCAAAGACCACAGAGAGGCUGCAGCUCAUACUACCUAACAAGCAGAGCGCUGGAUAUUUAUCAUAUUUAUGUGAGUGUUAAAUUGAGUUCAAGCGCUGCAUCAGUCAGAAGCAAUGCUUCAUAACAUUUUUGACUGAAGCAUUACAUAUCAGUCAGCUGAUUGGUCCGGCUCAAACUACUGUUUACAACUCUGCAUCAUCUGCACCACAUUAAGCCGAGAACAUCACAGCUCAAACAGACAGUGGUGCAGUGUUUUCAAUGAAAGGUUGUGGAAUUUAUUUCAGUAAAUCUAAUAAAUAAUUAUCAAUACCUCUUUAUGAUUUAACUCUGCAGUAGAUAAUAUUGGUCUACAUAUAUAUUUAUUUAUGAUAUGUUCAUUUAUACCUGUUAAAGUUUUUCUUUGUAUUUUUGUUUUUCUUCCUUCUUACCAACAUAAGUCCCUCAAACCCAGUACCAUUCAAACCUUGGUCCUGUUGUUGUAUUCACUCUACUGACUGUGUGAGAAAUAAAGAUCUGAAUUUGUAAAAUAAAAUUAUAAUAAUAAAUUUGAUUUUAUAGACUGUGUAGUAACUCCUAUACUGAUUAGGAUUAGAUGUAGAUGAUUUAUUAGGGAAAGAUG